Molecule: messenger RNA, 4780 nt
Organism: Crotalus tigris (Tiger rattlesnake)
Lineage: Eukaryota; Metazoa; Chordata; Lepidosauria; Squamata; Viperidae
Product: zinc finger protein with KRAB and SCAN domains 7-like
Exons: 6
Coding region: 1561-3672 (703 amino acids)
Biological process (GO): regulation of transcription by RNA polymerase II
Molecular function (GO): DNA-binding transcription factor activity, RNA polymerase II-specific; RNA polymerase II cis-regulatory region sequence-specific DNA binding
Source: RefSeq, a predicted model, not a curated record
CGAGCAUCUGAAUUUCGAUUACGUGACCAUGCGGGUGCCGCAAUGGUUGUAAGUGUGAAAAACAGUCAUGAGUCACUUUUUUCAGCACCAUUGUAACUUUGAACGGUCACUAAAUGAACUGCUGUAAGUCAAGGGCUUCCUGUAUCCCCACUGCAGUACUCUUCCACCUCUAGGAUGCUCAGAGUCUGGGAAAUCCAACAGGCACUGUCCCACACGGCACUUUCCCACAAAUCAGCAUCGCGCGUUACACCGACCUUUCGGUCUUUCUAGCCACUUGCAAUCUCUAUCCAUUACUCGCAGCCAUCUCCCCAAAACAUCACGGUUGGGGGCGUGGGAGAAAGAGGGAGAGAGAAAAUCUCCUCCCCACUGGAGGAGAGCCCAAGACGCGAGCGCUCCCUUCCCCGUGCAGAACGCGCUAGUGAACGUGGGAAGGUGGCGCGAGCGUGCAAAAUGCCUCGGGAAAGCUUCUCGCUGCUGCAAGCAGCGCGUCUAGAUCAGGAAACGGAGCGAAAGGGACGCGCGGAGAGCAAACCCCUUCCCAAUGGGGUUUGUUGGGAACGUGGGACGGCUGUUUAUUUUCUUGGAGUCGAGGCCGGCCCCCCGCAUCUUUGCACCGACGCCAGCCCUGCGGGGGCGAAGCAAUUCCGCGGGAUCGCGUGGCCUUUGGUCUCUUGAGAAGGCAGCCUUCCUUGAGUUCUCUUGGACUUACUUUCCGGUAAGCGUGCUGCAAUCCUAUACCUGUUUGGUAAUCCUCGCUGAACUCAAUGGGCUUUCUUUCUUUCUAGGGGAGCAAAUAGUGAGCUGCACUACUGCAGGUGGCGUAGUAUUAGAGCCAGGAAGAUUUACUCCUUGGAAAACGCAGAUUCAGAUUCCCUGCCAUCGAUCCUGAACCCCACUGGGUCACUUUCUCCCAUUGCAAUCUCUAAACUUAACUUGCCUUGCAAGCUUGUUAAGAAUAGGAACAAAAGGUGGACUAGCCGGUCUUUGGAAGGAUAAACACACUAGAGGCCCUCCAGUCCAGCUCAGCUGCAGGUGACGGCAUGAACUGUCCAUGUUGUUUUCUGGGCAAUAAUUACAACACUCUGACAUUACUUUUUCCAGUGUUUCCGCCCCUCCUCUGAAUUAUCCCAUCCAAUUUACAGCAGCGGGAUUUCCCCCAUUCAGUUACCAAAUCUCCCACCCACAUAUGUUAUUAUGCCAGGGCAAAUGUAUAACAGCACUUGCCACAUAUUAAUUUAUAUGAUACAAAUGUGUGUUAACCUUUUGAUUCCAAUAGCAUUAAAAAAAAUAAUCACAAAAAACUAAGGAGAACUAAGGAGAAACUUCCUGACAGUGAGAACAAUUAACCAGUGGAACAACCUGCCUCCAGAAGCGAGAUCCAGUUCCGCAGUACAGAAAGAUGGACUAACACCUUUUUCUACACACACAACUCAAAGUUUUGGAACGAACAGAGACAGGCAGGUCAAGUUACUAGUCUGCCCUGUGAAAAACUGACAAAGCUGGUUAUGUUGCUUUCAGGCUACCUGUGAUAAAGGACCAGUUUUCUAGCCAGGAAUAAAAAUGCAGGCAUUCACAAGCUCUGAGCAAGCUCCAGGGGAGAAAAUGGAGGAAGGAGGACGCGAUCGUAAUGUUCUCCAGGAGGACUGUGUUGGAAAAAUUCUAUCCAAUGUGGAUCCCCUGCAGAUUAAAGGAGAGCAAGUUGUGGAGCUGGAUUCCGAAGGUCCAUGGUGUAACAUCCAGAAAGGAACUCAUUCAAAAGAAAGCCAACCUCAGCUGCCUGGAUCCGAAGAGUGGGAUGACCAUAAUUCUUCUAUCACAUUGUUAGGGGCCAUUGCUCGUGCCAACCCAGGUCUUAGAAGAAUGGUUGCAUCUGAAAUCCUACCAGGCUUUUGUAGGAAAGCUCAUGCCACCUCCGAAAGCUUGGAUUGUCCUCUGAAAGCUGGAGAGGAAGCACUGGAGAAGGACAAGAUCAGUUUGGAGCAACCGUGCCAGCGAUUCAGGCAGUUUCGCUAUGAGGAGGCUGAGGGACCUCGAGAAGCACUUGGGCACCUCCAGGAUCUUGGCUCUCAAUGGCUGAAGCCUGAAAGUCACACAAAGGAGCGGAUCAUAGAGCUGGUGAUCCUGGAACAGUUCCUGGCAAUUCUGCCGUCAGAGAUGCAAAACUGGGUUAGGGAAGAUAACCCAGAGACCUGUCUCCAAGCGGUGGCCGUAGCAGAAGAUUUCUUGCUGUGGAAAGAAGAAUCUGAAAUACAAGAAGAGCAGACCAGUUCCAUCAAAAUAAAACAGCCUUUGUUGGAAACAGGAAAGGUGGCAGCUGAACAAAGGGCAGAUCAUCAGAUCCACUUGUUAGAAAUGGUUGAAAACAAGCGGAGGCCAUUUAUGAAAGGAAUUUCUCAACUGAUGGGACUUACUGGGGUUCCAUUUGAUAAAGCCAAAGGGGAAAUUUUCUCCUUGCCCCCAAUGGGAAGGAUGGCAAUAUGUCAUCAAGAGACAGAGAGGAAUGAAGGGAGGCCCUUAGAGCAAGGAGAAGCCAAAAAACAUACCUGUGAGAAACAAGAUGACAAAAUCUUCAGUCGAAACAGCUGGGAGAGAAUGCCCAGAGAAAAUGCUCAUGACCUUUCUAAGGGUCAAAAAUUGGAAGCUGAAAAAAAGCCAUCCCAAUCUAAUGAGGACGGUGAACAUUGGGAGUCCAUUUUUGAGCAGAAGAAACAAAUGAGAAUAGACUCGACCAUGGAUGGUCAGGAUGGGUUGCAUCAAAAAGUUAAUCAAAGUAGUCUGCAGAGGAUCCCUGUUGGAGAGAAACCAUACGAAUGUUCCAAGUGUGGGCACGAUUCCAGUCAGACCUUAGAUCUGAGGGGAGGAAGUCUUCGUAUAUGUUUGAAUUGUGGUAAAAGCUUUCUCUCCAGUUCGUCCACAGGAAAGCAAGAGAAUGCAUAUGAUGAAGAGAAUCCAUCCAGACAUUCAGAACAUGAGAAGAGGACCCCACAGCCUCCUGACUUUCAGAUGGGAGAGAAACCAUACAUGUGCACGGAUUGUGGGAAAAACUUCAGCUUUAGGUCAAGUCUUGUCCGCCAUCAGAGACUCCAUACUGGAGAGAAACCAUACAAAUGUUUAGACUGUGGAAAGAAUUUCAGCCAGAGUUCAAACCUUCUGAACCACCAGAGGAUCCACACAGGGGAGAAACCAUACAGCUGCACCGACUGUGGGAAAUCUUUCAGCAACAGUUCAAGCCUGACAUCCCACGAGAGAACUCACAGGGGGGAGAGACCGUAUAAGUGCGCCAGCUGCGGGAAAUUUUUUAGUUGCAACUCAGUUCUCCGAAUCCACGAGAGGAUUCACACAGGGGAAAAGCCCUACGUGUGUUUGGAGUGUGGGAAAGGCUUCAGCCGGAGAGAAUUCCUGGUUGGCCACCAAAGAACUCACACAGGGGAGAAACCGUACGAAUGUGCAGAAUGUGGGAAGAGCUUCAGUCAGCGAUCCAACCUGAUUAAUCAUCAGAGAAGCCACAGGGGAGAGAAGCCCUUUGAGUGCUUGGACUGUGGGAAAAAAUUCAGUCACAAAGCGUCCCUCUUGAAACACGAGAGAAACCACGCGCAUGGGCCAACCGUGGACAAGGAUUUAGCCAGAACUGAUGCAAUAAUGCAUGUGGAACAUAGCAUGAAUAUGGGGUAGAUCUCCUCAACGGUUGUCAACAAACAGAAAUUCCACAUACGAAUGACACAAGGUUUUGCUUCCUUUGAAGGUAACCAUCUUUUCGGCCUAAAAUAAAACAGAAGGAGCAAUUCAUAGAGUUGAAGCAGUGAGGAAGAAAAUGUUGAUAGUAGGUCAAGCUUCCCCUGAGGUUGUCUCUUUUUCUAUAAAGACUGUGGCAGACAUUUUUUGCAUCCCAAAUAUCACCUAUCUGGCACAGAAGAAAGGAAUCUGCAAGCUUGGAACACUGAGGUUUUCAGACUUGUCAAAAAUUAAAGUAAAUGGGUCUCUCCCCCGCCCCUCCAAAGACCUCCAAGGUCCCUUCCAACUCUCUGUAUUCUAUAGAAAAAGAAAGAAGGGCUGAGCAUGCUCAGUAAGCACUGGGAAGGUGAGCAGGAAGGAUAAUGCAAUGAUGUACCCUGAAAAAGGGCACGGCUGACAGAAUUGUCACUAGUUCUUGGUGUAUCUAAUUUUUACUACACUCACAAACAGUGCCACAGAUUCAUGGUGUGGGUGUCACAGUGUUUCUUAGCUCAGAAGGUUCUUUCAAACUUGCCACCGCCACCAGAGAAAGCAGUCUGGUGCCAUUCAGUGUCUGCUGUGGGCUUUCCUCAACCUCUUGCCUUAGAAUGCGGCGCUUAGAAUUCUGGGAGUUGCAGUUCAGCUGUGUGGCCUUCUAGGGAGCAGAUCCCAGAAUGCAUCUGGAAGGAGGGCAGCAGGUGGGGAAACUGUAUUGCCACGUUCUGUGGGUAUGGCUAAGUCCCCCCACGCUUGUCCAGAUGCAAACAAGAAGUUUGUACUGGGGUCCAUUUUACCUGCACCCGGCUUCUUUGUUGUGCAAGACUGUGGCUGUAGAAAGUACAAGUAAGUCCUUGACUUACGACCACACAAACUCUAUCAUGCGAAAUUGUAAUAUUCCAAGUUUGUAAGGAUGAUUGAAAUAAUGUAAAAAGUUCACUGAGGAUAUACAGGUAAUCCUUGACUUACAACAGUUCAUUUAGUGACCGUUCGAAGCUACAACGGUAUUGAAGUGAUUUAUGACCAUUUUUCACAGUUACGACCAUUGCGGCAUCCCCAUGGUCACAUGAUC